Messenger RNA from Rhipicephalus sanguineus (brown dog tick), 4751 nucleotides. Its product is annotated as protein piccolo. The record is from RefSeq and is a predicted model, not a curated record. Bases 1602 to 4583 code for a protein of 993 amino acids. The transcript has 17 exons. NCBI's taxonomy places the organism in Eukaryota, Metazoa, Arthropoda, Arachnida, Ixodida, Ixodidae. Gene Ontology annotation, molecular function: serine-type endopeptidase inhibitor activity.
ACAAAUAACGUUCUUGACAAAUGCAGAGAAAAAAAGGCCCCUCACAAGCCGUGCCUGGCGCAUCGGGUAAUAUCUUGCCCUCCGUGCCGCAGCAGAUACCGCAGUUGCCGGUGAGACCAGCGCCUCCUCAGCAAGGUGGCGGACGGCCGUCCUGCAAUCAGCAGCAAGGAACCCAGGAUCAAACUACUGCAGGACUGAUGCCAUCACCCGGGCACAGGCCAAUAAACUCGAAUGCAACAGCGCCAGGUUCACAUCAGCUGCCCAGUUUACCAGGUAAUGGCUUCCCGUCCAACCCAAAUAAUAGAGGAACAUCAUCGUUUCCACAGCAGAUACCGCACUUACCAGCGAACAUACCAGUGCCUCCAGAGCUAGGGGCAGGAAGACCGUCCUCCAAUCAGCAGCAAGGAACACAGGGUCAAACUACUACAGGAGUGAUGCCAUCACCCGGACGCAGGCCAUUGAACCCCAGUGCAUCAGCGCCAGGUUCACAUCAGCAGUCUGGUUUACCGCGUAAUAGGUUCCCCUACCACCCAAACAAUGAAGGGGCGUCAUUGUUUCCACAACAGAUACCGCAGUUGCCGGCGAGUAUUCCAAUGCCUCCACAGGAGGGCGUAGGAAGGCCGUCCGCCAAUCAUCAACAAGGAAACCAAGGUCAAACGACUUCACGAAUGGUGUUAUCGCCUGCACAACAGACAUGGAACGCCACUCAACAAGAAACAACUUCCCAUCAUCGGCCUGCUUUAACGGGAAGUAGCUUCCACUCCCAGCAGAAUACAGGAUGGGCACCACCGUUUCCGCACCAGAUGCCACAGUUACCCGCCAGUAUACCAACCACACCUCAGCAAAGUGGAGGAAUGCCGCCCUACAAUCAUCAGCAAGGAACGCAGGGUCAAGCAAGUUCGGGAAUGAUGUUCCCACAUGAACCUCAACCGGGGAACCUCAAUUCAGCGGCGUCAAAUAGUCCACAUCAGAGGCCACAACAAACGGGAAACAGUCUAUUGCCGCCAGUGAACCAACAGCCGCAAUUCCCUGCAGGAUGGACUGAGUUUCCCCAGCAAUCUGGGCAACAGCCCUGGAUUGGCUCAGGAACGUCGCAGCAAUCAUCACUACAUCAGUCCAAUCACGCAAUUGAGCAAAAUAUCUCCCCUCAACAGCAGGGUACUGGCACAGUGCCAGUAGCCAAUCAGCAGACAGAACAACACCAAAAUAAUGGAUUGGCAGCACAAUUCCCUGCGUCAUUUCGGGCUCUGAACCCCAAUGAGCUGACGCAGGAGUCAAUAAAUCGCCGAGUGGGGUCCAUUCAGCAACAGCAAACGCUGCGGAGCACUUUGCUUGGCCAAAGUGUCUCAACUUAAAGAAUAUGGAGACAAUGAACAAUGGAUAUGGUGAUGGUACCCUGGACUGCGUAAGCAGCCAACACCUGCCUUGUCCACGCGCAUACGUGUUCCGAGAAAACAUUGAGACCGUGCUGCAACAUAUGCGUAGUGUCUUAGACUUGUCAACGCAGUAUUGAGGCACAUUGUAAACUCGGAUGUUUACCUACAAUUAUUGUCCAUGAGUGCCAUGAAUAAUACACAGAGGAAGAGCUUGAACCCAGGAAAAUGAUACCUAAGGUCGUGUCUGCUAUCUCUAUUUUAUGGAUGGCCGGAGUAUUCGGUGCUGCAAGACCAACACAGCUUAACCCAUACAAUUCCGAGUGCAUAAUCCGCUUUCCUGUUUCGGAAACCAAAAACUGCAGACCCGUAAGAUAUUAUUAUAACAACGAAACUGGCAUAUGCCAAAAAACAUGCUCUCAAGAUGCCCCAUUCAGUACAAGAAACGAAUGCGCCAUGAUAUGCCGAAGCUCAAUCGCAUGCUUCCUUCGAAGAAGGCGCCAACGCUGUUAUGGACGUCGCAAAGUCGUCGUUUUUCGCUUCGACGUGUAUCGACGUAAAUGCGAUGCGAAGAAAGGCUGCUCCUACAGAGGGAACAAUUUUCCAACUUUAAAAGAGUGCACCAGCACUUGUGGAGCUGGUGUAGGCUCAACCGAAGUGAGUGCUGGUGACGAGGAGGGUGAGAGCUCUUUGGAGCACCAAACACAUGAGCAAGGCCCAGUUCCCCAGUUACCGGGACCAAUACAAGCAAUCCCUACCUCCCCUAUUAGGCCGGAGGUACCGAAUAUUGGGAGACCACCCAGCAUUCCACAGCUGCCCACGGCGAAGCCACUACUUCUUGGUGUUCCUGCCUUGAAUCCAGCUCAGAAACCUGUUCAGCCCUCAGAUACCCGAAUUUUAUCUGAGGUUCCACAACGAGAUCAGCGGUGCGCUAUCACGAUCCCAAACACCACAAGGACUUGCAAUACGUCCAAGUUAUACUUCGAUCAAAACAAGCACCUCUGCCGUGUUACCUGCUCCGACCUGGCUCCCUUUGAAUCAAGAUCAGAAUGCAACAGCGUAUGCAGAAGCGCUGUGGUCUGCUUCGAUAAAAGCCAACCGGAACUGUGUAAGACCAAUAACAAAAACAUCGCCUUCUACUUUGAUUCACUUAAAGGGAAGUGCUACGCAAGAACAGUUUGCAGUUACAGUGGAAACAACUUUCCCACUAUACAGGAGUGUAAAGACACAUGUAAUCCAUACGCAGGAUAUAGAGGGUCUGAAGAAGUAAUCAAGGAAAGUUCAGUCGUUCCAAGCAACAUCGGGCCAUCGCAACCGGUGAAUAAAGGCGUGGGAGAGCCUUCCCCGACAAGUAUACCACAGGUAGAGAAGGCGCCACCAGUCGCAACGCCGAGCACGCGUGUCCCACCUUCUGCAGGGCCAGUGCUAACACCUCCGAUAUUGAGGUUGCACGGUGUCUCAGAUGCUGCAGUCACGUUGCUAAUUGCGCAAAAGGAUCCCAUGUGCAGGAUAUCGCAUCUGAAGUUCGCAGCCAGCAACUGCAAGCACCACUAUUACUAUUUCAAUCAAGUUAGCCGCCUGUGCAAGCCAACGUGCUCUGAAACGGCUCCAUUUGCUGCAAGGUCGGCUUGUGACAAAAUAUGCAGAAGCGCCGUCGUCUGCUUUUAUCAAAGGGAAGAAGAAGAAGAAGACUGCGACGUGCGUCACAAAGCGACCGUCUUCUCUUUCGAACCCAGGAAAGGAAUAUGCAUCAAACGAAGAAGCUGCUCAACAAGGGGAAACAACUUUCCGUCUCUUCGGGAGUGCAAACUCACGUGCGCUACUUACACGGGGUUUCAAGGAACCGCUAAAGUUGAUGCUGAUAAGCCCAACGUCCCUAUAGCCAAGGAACCACCACAGCUACCGCCUCAGCAACAUCCCACGGAAAAACCGCCAAAUAUAGGAUUGCUACCGGCAGUCCCCGGGAGCGUCCCACCUCUUCCGUCUGACACCGGAAGAAAGCCAGCACUCCCACAGCAAGAUCACAGGUGCACCAUUACCGUCUUCAAUGUAAAUGCGAAAGGUUGCGAGACACCGAUGUAUUAUUUCGAUUCCCGGACACAUCUCUGCGAUCCCACAUGCUCCAGCGUGGCCCCAUUUCAAUCAAGAAGUGAAUGCGUCGGGAUUUGUCGAAGCGUGCUCGUGUGCUUCUUCAGUCGUGCUCAAAAUAUAUGCGGUGGCAUUCGCAACGUAACCGUGUACUACUACAACCCACUUAAAGGGAGAUGUAUGGCAGGCAAAAGCUGCACAUACAGAGGGAACAACUUUCCAACAUUGGACGAGUGCCGGCGAACGUGUGGUGCAUUUACAGGAAUAGAAGAGCCUGGUGAGGAAGAUAGCAGCAAGGUCAUCCCAGAAAUCAGCACUAAGCCAACGAAAGAGCAACCUAAAGGGCCUGAGACGCAGCCGAAUCCGAUUAGUGCUGCGCCUGCACCAACGAAACCACCUAGUGCUGCACCCCCGACAACUGGGGCUGCUUCGAGGCCAGGACCAAGCGUCGCAGGUGUACACGAGCCUGCGCAAGUCGACAGCGGCACCGGAUUUCCCACAGCAUCAUCACCGACCCCGAGUCAAGAAGUUCCAACACCGAACCAGACCAACACACCGACGGUGCUACCCUCUCUGCCGCAGACACCAAUGCAGCAACCUGUCGUGCAGCAGGAAGUGAACCCGCCGAAGGUAUCACCGAUGCAACAGUAUAUCAAGCAGCAGGAGUCGAACAUGAAGAUCGGUUCGACAGUUACUGAACGACCAUCAAAGCAGCAAGUCACUACUGCCGUGCCAGCGCAACUUCCCUCAUCUAUGCCUCAGAAGCAGACGAGCAUUUUACCAUCUGCAUCACAGGUUCAAAAAGAGACCCUGGCAGGACCAAUGGAAUCCCAGAAGUAUGCGCAAGUUCCGAAGUCAUUCACACAGCAGACCUCGUCGGGUGCACCACAAAUUAAUCAAAAUCUCAACGAGAUUUCCCAACCGGCACAAGUGGUCUCGCAAAUGCACCCACAGGCCACAGAACAGCGACCUAUCACCAUCAUAGCUUCACCUUCAAAUCAGCAGCUCCUAACGCAGCAACAACCAGCAAUUGCCGUCGUCCCAAAUCCAUACCCGACGCAAGACGUAAACAAUCAGAUGUUUUCAAUGUAUCCCAGGCCACUACUCUUCGGAUACCGCUGACAUGCAGCGAAUGUAUCGCCAAGAACAUGUGUGGAAGAAUCAAAAUGACGACAAACGCGAUCCGCGGAUAAGAACGGAAAUAAAAAUUUCCCUUUAUGUUGAAUACGAUUUCAACGGUGCAGCCUGCAAAACGGGAUGUAAUAAACGUAUCUCUUACGCGCUGCUCCA